Messenger RNA from Nannospalax galili (Upper Galilee mountains blind mole rat), 1796 nucleotides. RefSeq names its product spindlin interactor and repressor of chromatin binding (gene Spindoc). Lineage: Eukaryota; Metazoa; Chordata; Mammalia; Rodentia; Spalacidae. The coding region runs from base 55 to 1203 and encodes 382 amino acids. The record is from RefSeq and is a predicted model, not a curated record. The transcript has 6 exons. Gene Ontology annotation, biological process: negative regulation of DNA-templated transcription.
CGCCCAGCCUCGAGUUUCGGGGCGCCGCAGCGGGGUCCCCCCCUGAGCCGCGCCAUGGCCCUGAGAGCCAAGGGCGCCGCGGCGCUCGACUGUUUCGAGGUGACGCUGAAAUGCGAAGAGGGCGAGGACGAGGAGGAGGCCGUGGUGGUGGCCGUGAUCCCGCGGCCCGAGCCGAUGCUCCGAGUGACCCAACAGGAGAAGACCCCACCACCUAGGCCCAACCUGCUGGAGGCAAGUAGUGAAGGCUGUGAGGAACCCAAGCAGGAAGUGUCGUGGGAACAGGAGUUCCUGGUGGGCAGCAGCCCAGGAGGCAGUGGGCGGACGCUGUGCAUGGUGUGCGGAGCUGAGAUCCGGUCCCCAUCUGCAGACACCGCUCGUGCACACAUCCUGGAGCAACAUCCCCACACCCUAGACCUGAGUCCCUCUGAGAAAAGCAACAUCCUGGAAGCCUGGAGCGAGGGCCUGGCCCUUCUACAGGAUAGCCAAGUUGACCAGCCGUCCCUGCCCAGCCUAGAGUCAGGCCAGGAUGGCCAGCCAGACCCCAACUCCAACCCGGAGCCUGCCAGGAUGCCAGCAGAGAUCGUGGUCCUCUUGGACUCCGAGGAAAACCCGUCCCUCCCUAAGAGGAUUCGGCCCAGAGGACUCCGCCCCCUUGAGCUGCCUGCUCCCCCUGUCACAGAGCCAGGACCUAAGAAGGCCCGUGGUCAGAGGUGGAAGGAGUUCUCUGAGGAAGAGCCCAUCAGAAAGAAGAAAAGCAGGCACAUGACCAAAAACCUGGACCCUGACCCAGACCCCCCAACCCCCGAGUCACCCACAGAGACGUUUGCAGCACCAGCAGAGGUCCGACACUUCACUGAUGGCAGCUUCCCUCCUGGCUUCGUCCUCCAGCUCUUCUCUCACACACAGCUCAGGGCUGCAGAUAGCAAGGACUCUUCAAAAGAUGGCAAAGCAGCAGCGGAAGGCCUACCCCAGUCAGAAAGCCCCUCUUCAGCUCCCCCUCCGGGGCUUCGUGGGACACUGGAUCUUCAGGUUAUCCGUGUGCGGAUGGAGGAACCCCCUGCAGUCAGCCUCUUGCAGGACUGGUCCAAGCCCCCCCAGGGCACCAAGAGGGUGGGAGCAGGUGACAACCCAAACUGGCCCAGAGUUCUUUCAGAAUCCAGUGCCACCGUUAGGGGACUACCAGAGGCAGAAAGUGGGUUGUAAGUGUUGGCUUUUCUGGGAGGAAGGGAGGGUGGGAAGGGUGGGAGGAAGGGUGGGAGGGAGGAGGCACUGUCCCCCUUUGGCUUAACACUCAGAACUGACUGACUUAGCCACCCCAUGGGGAGUUUUAAAACCAGGUGCCAGGCAGGAUUGAGGGGAGGGGCAACAUCACUGUCACUUUGGGACACUAGAAAAUGCCCCUUGGCCAAACACAAGGCCAGGCCCUGAGGUAGACAGAAGUGGCUGAGGCUGUUGGGUGGUGCUGCGUUGGGCCUGUGGAGAACACCUUCCCCAAUCCUUCACUGACCCACCCUCUGACCCCACACCUCCUCCCUCUCAGCUCCCUACCAUUCUCCCCUGGCACAGUGCCUUACGCAGAGGUGGUCAUGACGGGGUUUGAACUGAGUCCCACUACCUCGGGGGGAUGCCUCUCCUCCCCCACUUGUUCUGGCUCCUACAACAGGAGGCCUCCAUUACCUCCUCCUGCCUUGUCCCUGCCAAGAACUCCCUCACUCUGCCCCUCACCCGUUGUCCUGUGCAUCCAUUGUCCUUUGUAUAUAUUGCCUUUGUUGACAAUAAAUUAUUUUUUUUUAAGA